Messenger RNA from Vespula pensylvanica (western yellowjacket), 652 nucleotides. RefSeq lists its product as uncharacterized. The transcript has 2 exons. NCBI's taxonomy places the organism in Eukaryota, Metazoa, Arthropoda, Insecta, Hymenoptera, Vespidae. The record is from RefSeq and is a predicted model, not a curated record. The coding region runs from base 224 to 619 and encodes 131 amino acids.
UUAUGUGUAUGACUUUUAUAUAUGUUCAUAUACUAUUACGCACUUUAUAAAUAAUUCGCUAAGAUAUGUUAAGUUUUAGUAAAACAUUAAACAUACAUAUAGACAUAUAAUUUAUGACAGACAUUUACAAAGAACUUGCGUCAGCAUUAUAAAUUAUACUAAAAUACUAAAAUAAUAAAUAUUAAUCAAUUGUUGAUCAAAGAAAUCAUAAAGUAUUAUCAAAAUGUUAACACAAUUUGUAAAAGUAAGCUUCCAGAAUCAAUGCAAAAAGGUUUUUUUCGCGAGACAGACAGGUCUUUACAACUUACUCCUUCAAAGCAAUAGGAAAGCAUCAUCAAAAGAUAAAAUUGUAGAUGAUGACAAUUCAAACGAACCUAUUAAGUAUUCUACGUCAAAAGCAUCAACUUGGCUUGCCUCUCAAACGCGUCAUCCUUUACCUGAAAGACAUCCAUAUGAAUCUGAUGUUAUAACAAUUAGUCUAAUGAUUUUUAUGAUCUAUUUUUUUAUUUUAAGAGAAGAAAAUGACAUAGAUUUAUCUCUUAAUAAACCAUUAUUAGAACUUGUACCAAAGAUUGUAUCAGGGAUUGAUAAUGAAAAUGUAGUAUCCAAGAAAUUAUAACUAUAAAUAUUAUAGUAAUUAGUUUAUAUGUAA